AUGGCCGACUCCAAGGACGGGAGGCUUGAUGGGAAGCCGUUUCGCUUCUUCAAACUGCCGCGGGAGCUUCGAGAUGAGAUUCUAAAACAGGCCGCUGAAAACAUCAAGCUGAGCAAGACGGCGAAUCCGUGUCGUGGCAUCGAAACCAGCCUGCACACGUAUGCUCCCACGCUGCGCCUUGUCAGUCGUCAGUUCAAGGACAAGAUCGAGCCGCUCCUCAAGAAGAAACGCCUCUCCCUGUGCGUGCGUCUCACCGACCCGGAGCUCUUCGAGCCAUGGGCGAUGCAGUUGUGUCCGUCGAUCGCAGAGCGUGUCAGCGAGGUUACUUUCACAGCCAACUUGAUCUGUGAUUAG
Molecule: messenger RNA, 354 nt
Organism: Saxophila tyrrhenica
Lineage: Eukaryota; Fungi; Ascomycota; Dothideomycetes; Mycosphaerellales; Extremaceae
Exons: 2
Coding region: 1-354 (117 amino acids)
Source: RefSeq, a predicted model, not a curated record